GGGUCGGAGAACUAACCGUACACAGAACACCUGUAUCUCUGGCGAACAUUUGUGAAUUUCUUGUUUGCUUAUUGAGUUACGGUGCCACUCUUAGAUCACCAGCACAGAUAGUUGAUCACAGGAAACAUAAGCUAACGUGACUUGCCCGCCAUUGCUAUUCAGUCUUUAGUGUCGUGCUGGGCGGGGCAUCUCUGACCGACAGUCAAGAUGAAUCUUGAGCAGGCGCAAGACGAAUUUGAGAAGCUCCUCGAGCGAAUCGACCCUGCAAAAUCAGCAGAGUUCAUACUUUGGAUCCAGAGGAGGUAUCUGACGGCAAACUGCGCAGGUCACCACGUGGCCGAAGCCCACCACAAGAUGCGACAGAUCUCCGAGUACCUCAGGAGCAUUGUCCCAGGAAAUGCAGUUCUUCCUUCUGAAAACAUCAUUGUACCAAAGAAAGGAGAGAAUGCAGACUGUGAUCCGGCAACGACUGUCCAUGUUGACGCAUUCCUUUAUGACGAUGAAGCCAUUGACGAAUUGGUCGAGGAAGGAAAACUGAGCCGGAGCUACUGCAAAGCUUGUGGUUCUCACGACACGGCCCCCCUGACGUUCAUUUCACACUCUGCGUCGGCUCGCAGAGCAGAGUUCAUUUUCAGGGAGAUGUUGCCUUAUCUGAAAGACAAAUCCGUACUUGACGUGGGCUCCAGACUGGGUGUCAUGCUCUAUGCUGCCCAUGCAUUUACCCCAGCUAAUCCUAUUAUUGGCGUCGAGAUGAAUCCCGACCUGUGCCAAAUUCAAGAAACUGCCAUCAAGCAUUUCCACAUGGAAGACAGGAUCAAGGUCAUUAAUGCGAACGUGCUCACCAUACCAGACCUUGUUGCCAGCUCUGAUGUCGUGAUCCUCAACAACGUGUUUGAGUUCUUCACACCUGAGCAGGAACAAGUGGCCCUGUGGCAGUUUCUCAGGCGCACCAUCAAGAAGGGAGCCGUCCUCGUCACCGUUCCCAGCCUCGAGGACUCACUCAAGAAUCUCCAGACUGGAAUAGUCAUAUCGGAGUGGGUCAAACAGCGUUACGUCACUGACCCCCUGGCCUACAGCUUCGUCAUGGAUCACGAAGAGCUGACUGAACUGUGCAGCUACGACAUUCUGUGAUGCGCUUGUGUCCUGCUGGCUGAAUUUAUUCAGUCGCGUUAUGCAAUGUUUUUUAUUUUUAUCUAUCAGUUAUAUGCGUCGGGCAGAAAAGCGCGGAAUUGCUUAAGUCUGCUUAGAGCUUUUAUACACAGUCUCAAUAAAAUUAGAAGUGUGAAAAAAAAUAGAUAUAUAUUAUAUAUAUUAUAUAUAUAUAGCAGUGCAACUGGUCCUUUCGCUGUUUCAUGCACUCACCUUCCACUUUUUUGUGACUGUUCUUAUUUCCAAUGAAACUUCAUCAGCAAUUUUAAAAAUGCACUGAGUGACACCUGUUGUUUCAUCCAGUAGUGAUAGCCUGCUUAACUUUAUAAUGUUUAUGUACUUUCUUUUUUUUUUCGCAACACUUUAUUUCAGCCCGGUGUUCUCAAAUAGGCGUUGGCUCAAAGCUGUUACGCGAAUUUCGCCCAAUGCUGAAAAGGGGAGGUUUUAGUGGAAAGAACUUAAAAUUUGAAUGCUAUGUUAGUGGUUGCUUGAAAACUGCACCUUGUCACAGAUUUGAGUGGAGGCCGGGAUAAUGUAACAAUACUGCAUUAAAGCCAUUCCUCGGUGCACUUCACCAGGGUUAUCAAUGAGACCAUCUGAUGAAUGGAUGAUGGAGUAUCAGGAUGAUAUAUUAAUCAGCGUUGCAUAAAACAGGGGAAGGGAUCUCUACAUUAUACAAAUCCUGGUUGCAUACUCCGUGUUCAAGAAUUGCCGAGGAGCGUCAUUGAAGCACAGGACUGCUCAGGUUCAGGUGCAGUAUUGUGCAGAGGAAUCAGCUGAAAUGUCAGGACAAAUCCGUCCCUCUAGAUGCAUAAUGAAGAGCAUUUUAGCUAGAGCAGACAUUGUUGAACUUGUGCCAGUGAACUUGUCACUUAUGUUGUCCACACUGUGCAGGAGGUGACCAACGAGAUUAGCAAUGAUAGAAACUUGCGAUUUUCUUUUAAAGCUUCGCAAACGAUGCCUAUGGAGACUUUUUCGCUACAACGCUUGAAAUUUGGCCGAGAAACUGCCUCAUCUUCUACGGGUGACUUCGAAACAUUGACAUCUAGAAACUUAGAAAGCCACGGCACUUCCACACGAACGGGUCGUCCAUAUACAUCUCCUGUUGACCUUAUUUUCUUUGUUUUUAUGGUAUGCACUUUUUAUAAAACGAACCAAUUUACUACUACACUGGUGCUUUCAUUCCGUGCACACUCCAGUGAAAUUGUGGUAUUCACAAUUGCUGCGAAUACUGCACAGCAAAUUGUGCACAGGGCAGCCUCCAAGCCAGCCCUCUCUGUAUUGUAAUUUUUUUUCCGUACCUUACGAGUUAUAUUCUUUUCAUAUGCCGAAUGUAGUCAAAUGGCUGUUACUUGAAAGCAAGUUAAUAUGCUAACUUUACAUUAAGAAUGUCUUUACAAACAGAGCAUUUGCUGUGAUCUGGACUGGCAAAAGAGACUUUGAAGAUUAACCUGGCUUUGAUUUUGUUCAGGUACUAUCUAGAUAAUAAUGUACGACAGUAAUACACUGUUAUCUAAUCUAGAUGUAUGUGUUGUGUUGCAUACAGAAUAUAUCCAAUUAACCUUUCUAGCAAAUAUAGAUUGCUAUAAAUUGCAUGCAGCACAGAUGGUGCCUGCUUCGAUUUUAUGAUGCGCUGCCAUGAUUUGCCUUUUUCUAGUGCCUUUUAUCUUAAUGCGCCAUUGCAAUGUAAAGUAAUGCAGCUAUUCCAAGUUGAAGCAUGUGAUAAUAUGUUGUCUAUAGAUAGUACAGUCAGCAAGUGCUAGUAAAGUAUAUGUGCUAGUUUGCUUGUCAUCCAAAUGUGUUGUUACCUUGAUACAACUUAUCCUCGCAUCAAUGCCGCACAUGUAAACAAGUGAACUGUCUGUAUCGAGAGACGUUAAUAAACUGGAUCUGUUAGAGAGGUUCUCAGCACGUUUCUUUUUAUAGUCAAAAAGAAAAAGUUUCUAUCUUUCUAUGUUGUCAGUAGUUCACCUAUCAUCAUGAAUUAAAACAGUGUCAACUUUCUAGAACCCAA
Messenger RNA from Rhipicephalus sanguineus (brown dog tick), 3163 nucleotides. RefSeq lists its product as uncharacterized. The record is from RefSeq and is a predicted model, not a curated record. Gene Ontology annotation, molecular function: S-adenosylmethionine-dependent methyltransferase activity. Lineage: Eukaryota; Metazoa; Arthropoda; Arachnida; Ixodida; Ixodidae. The transcript is spliced from 7 exons. The coding region runs from base 208 to 1131 and encodes 307 amino acids.